Apus apus (common swift) is the source of this 1281-nucleotide messenger RNA. RefSeq names its product motilin receptor (gene MLNR). The record is from RefSeq and is a predicted model, not a curated record. Lineage: Eukaryota; Metazoa; Chordata; Aves; Apodiformes; Apodidae. Gene Ontology annotation, cellular component: plasma membrane. Gene Ontology annotation, molecular function: G protein-coupled peptide receptor activity. The transcript has 2 exons. Bases 1 to 1071 code for a protein of 356 amino acids. Gene Ontology annotation, biological process: G protein-coupled receptor signaling pathway.
AUGGGGGGCGGCGGGAACGGCAGCGGGGAGCAGCCGUGGCCGUGGGCGCCCUGCGAGCCGCGGGUGUGCGCCGCGCUGCCCCUGCGGGCGCUCGCCCCCGUCACCGCCGCCUGCCUGGGGCUCUUCGUGGUCGGCGUGGUGGGCAACGUCCUGACGGUGCUGGUCAUCCGCAGCUGCCGCGAGAUGAGGACCACCACCAACCUCUACCUGGGCAGCAUGGCCGUCUCGGACCUGCUGAUCCUCCUGGGGCUGCCCUUCGACCUGUACCGGCUGUGGCGCUCCCGGCCCUGGAUCUUCGGGCAGCUGCUGUGCCGCCUCUCGCACUACCUGAGCGAGGGCUGCACCUACUGCACCGUCCUCCACAUCACCGCCCUCACCGUGGAGCGCUACCUGGCCAUCUGCUUCCCCCUCAAGGCCAAGGUGGUUGUCACCAAGCGCCGGGUCAAGGCUGUCAUUGGCAUCCUCUGGGCCUUUGCCUUCCUCUCCGCCGGCCCCUUCUUCUUCCUGGUGGAUGUGGAGCAGCCCGACAACCACACCGACUUCAGCCGCGAGUGCAAGCCCACCCCGCAGGCCAUGGAGUCCGGCCUGCUGGCCACCAUGUUCUGGGUCACCACCUCCUACUUCAUCCUGCCUGUCCUCUGCCUCAAUGUUCUCUACGGCUUCAUCGGCCGGGAGCUGUGGCGGAGCGAUGCCCGCCUGCAGGGCCCCAGCGCGGCCCUCCGGGAGAAGGAGCAUCGCCAGACAGUCAGGAUCUUGGCUGUGGUGGUUCUGGCCUUUGUAAUUUGCUGGUUGCCCUUCCACAUUGGCAGGAUCAUAUUUAUAAACACCCAGGACACCAAGAUGAUGCUGUUCUCCCAGUACUUUAAUAUAUUCGCUCUGCUGCUGUUCUACCUGAGCGCAUCCAUCAACCCUAUCCUCUAUAACCUCAUCUCGAAGAAGUACAGGGCAGCAGCCUACAAGCUGCUGGUGCCACACCGAGCUGCGGAAAGGGCUUGCACGGUAAUGAAAGAUGCUGGUGGCCUCACGGAGACCAGCGCUAGCACAAGACACGAGUACGCCACCAGCUGCUGAAAGUGCAGCCUGCACUUUUCCAGGCCUUCUCUUCCAAAGGAAAGGAACUUCUUUGUCACUGGAGAGGCAAGGGGUGUGUGUAGCCGUUUGUAUUUUGGAAUACUUGUAUUUCUGUUAAGGGAGCAAGCAGGGACUGUAAAGUAGUGAGAACGAUGUGCAGCUCAUGAAAGGUAACUCAAUAGGAAAAGCUGGAGUAAACUGCCAGUAAAA